This is a messenger RNA of Rhinopithecus roxellana (golden snub-nosed monkey), 1132 nucleotides long. RefSeq names its product persulfide dioxygenase ETHE1, mitochondrial. Bases 220 to 987 code for a protein of 255 amino acids. The transcript has 7 exons. Gene Ontology annotation, molecular function: sulfur dioxygenase activity. NCBI's taxonomy places the organism in Eukaryota, Metazoa, Chordata, Mammalia, Primates, Cercopithecidae. Gene Ontology annotation, biological process: glutathione metabolic process; hydrogen sulfide metabolic process. The record is from RefSeq and is a predicted model, not a curated record.
AGGUCUCAGAGCGUUCCGGCUAUGCACUUUGGCUUCCUCGGUCUCGGUCUCGCCCUCGCCCGAACUCCGCCCGGCGGCCCCCCGCCCUCUGCCCCCAGGCGUCGGUGGCCCCUUUAAGGCGUGCUCCGCCCCCGCCCCGCCCUUCCCGGGUUAGUGAGGGAGCGCCCGGCUCCGGCAGGCUCUCGGCCUCCGCUCAUUCCUGAUCCCGCGGUGGGCGCAAUGGCGGGGGCUGUAUUGAGGGUCGCCCGGCGGCAGCUGAGCCAGCUUGGCGGGUCUGGAGUCCCCAUCCUCCUGCGACAGAUGUUCGAGCCUGUGAGCUGCACCUACACGUACCUACUGGGUGACAGAGAAUCCCGGGAGGCCGUUCUGAUCGACCCGGUCCUGGAAACAGCACCUCGGGAUGCCCAACUGAUCAAGGAGCUGGGGCUGCGGCUGCUGUAUGCUGUGAAUACCCACUGCCACGCGGACCACAUUACAGGCUCGGGGCUGCUCCGUUCCCUCCUCCCUGGCUGCCAGUCUGUCAUCUCCCGCCUUAGUGGGGCCCAGGCUGACUUGCACAUCGAGGAUGGAGACUCCAUCCGCUUCGGGCGCUUCGCCUUGGAGACCAGGGCCAGCCCUGGCCACACCCCAGGCUGUGUCACCUUCGUCCUGAAUGACCACAGCAUGGCCUUCACUGGAGAUGCCCUGUUGAUCCGUGGGUGUGGGCGGACAGACUUCCAGCAAGGCUGUGCCAAGACCUUGUACCACUCGGUCCAUGAAAAGAUCUUCACACUUCCAGGCGACUGUCUGAUCUACCCUGCUCAUGAUUACCAUGGGUUCACAGUGUCCACCGUGGAGGAGGAGAGGACUCUGAACCCUCGGCUCACCCGCAGCUGUGAGGAGUUUGUCAAAAUCAUGGACAACCUGAACUUGCCUAAACCUGAGCAGAUAGACUUUGCUGUUCCAGCCAACAUGCGCUGUGGGGUGCAGACACCACCCCCUGCCUGAUCUCACUUCUGUCAGAUGCUCCCAUCAAGUAUUAAUGCACUAGGCGGGAGGAGAGGGUGGCGUUGACACUGUACCUCUCCUUUCCCACCCCAUGCCCGAACCCCAGCCCCUGGAGCUUCCUAAAUAAAACUUCUUUUUAACAUGA